AUGAAGCUGAAGGAAAUUGACCGUACUGCCAUGCAGGCAUGGAGCCCUGGCCAGCAGCACCCCAUUUACCUGGCCACUGGUACAUCAGCUCAGCAGCUGGAUGCAACCUUCAGUACAAGUGCUUCUCUGGAAAUAUUUGAGUUGGAUUUAUCGGACCCUUCGCUGGAUAUGAAAUCCUGCGCCACCUUCUCCUCUUCUCACAGGUACCACAAGCUAAUCUGGGGGCCACACAGCAUGACCUCAGGUGAGGGAGUCUCCGGAGUCCUGAUUGCCGGGGGUGAAAAUGGAAAUGUCAUUCUGUAUGACCCAGCCAAAAUCGUAGCUGGUGAUACUGAAGUAAUAAUUGCCCAGAAAGACAAGCACACGGGACCAGUAAGAGCACUUGAUGUCAACAUGUUCCAGACUAAUCUGGUGGCCUCUGGUGCUAAUGAGUCUGAAAUCUAUAUCUGGGACUUGAACAAUUUUGCCACACCAAUGACACCAGGAGUGAAGACGCAGCCUCUUGAGGACAUCAGCUGCAUCGCAUGGAACAGGCAAGUCCAGCACAUCCUGGCAUCUGCCAGCCCCAGUGGCCGAGCUACUGUGUGGGAUCUCAGGAAGAAUGAACCCAUCAUCAAAGUCAGUGACCACAAUAACCGGAUGCACUGCUCGGGCCUGGCAUGGCAUCCUGAUGUCGCUACCCAGAUGGUUUUGGCAUCAGAGGAUGACAGAUUGCCUGUGAUUCAGAUGUGGGACCUAAGAUUUGCCUCCUCACCACUGCGUGUUCUGGAAAGCCAUACAAGGGGUGUAUUGGCCAUUGCUUGGAGUAUGGCGGAUUCAGAGCUGCUACUUAGCUGUGGGAAGGAUGCUAAAAUUCUCUGCUCCAACCCUAACACAGGCGAGGUAUU
Mesitornis unicolor (brown roatelo) is the source of this 887-nucleotide messenger RNA. RefSeq names its product protein transport protein Sec31A-like. The transcript is spliced from 7 exons. Gene Ontology annotation, molecular function: structural molecule activity; protein binding. The annotation marks the transcript as partial. NCBI's taxonomy places the organism in Eukaryota, Metazoa, Chordata, Aves, Mesitornithiformes, Mesitornithidae. Gene Ontology annotation, biological process: COPII-coated vesicle cargo loading; endoplasmic reticulum organization; endoplasmic reticulum to Golgi vesicle-mediated transport. Gene Ontology annotation, cellular component: COPII vesicle coat; endoplasmic reticulum exit site. The record is from RefSeq and is a predicted model, not a curated record.